UGGAAAGACUAUGUCAUUCCUUGACUACAGAUUAGAAUUUCUUGCGAGCAUUGCUGAUGGACUUAUGUUUUAUGAUGUACUAGAAGUUGACAGGGCUUACGGCUGUUCUGCUCAAUGUACCGAUCUUGGAUGUCAGAAUGCAGGGUUUAUGAAUUGGGAGUGCAGGUGUUAUUGUCCUGACUUGUUAGAGGGUGAUACAUGCGGGUUACCAGUAUCAACCGGAAGCUGUGGUGGAGUGGUAAAUGUAGGUGUUGGAGAGGAAAUAUAUAUCAACUCGCCUAACUAUCCAAACAACUAUGAUACAGGUUUAAAAUGUACCUGGCUUAUACAGGGCGUGGCAAACAAUAUUUUGCGUGGGACAAUAGAAGAUAUGGACAUCAGCAAUAAUGGUCACGUUUGUUUUCAUUGGUUGGAAUUUAGGUACAAUUUAUUAGGACAGACUGGACCGAAGCGAUGUGGUAUAACUAACAACGAAGUUUGGGAUGCAUCACCUGAUGAAUUUAAGAACAAAAUGAUUAUCCAGUUCGACAGUCAUAUCGAUGAACCAACAUCAAAAGGGUUCCGCAUGAUGUUUAAAUCGAUAGGAACAGGUUGUAUUAACUACCCAUGUCGAUUUGGAUCAUGUGACAGUCCUCUGAAUACAGACACCUACACAUGCACAUGCAAUGAAGGAUUUACAGGAACAAAUUGUGAUGUUCUAACAGAUUCUGCAUCAAUAGGAUGUUCGGCAGAGAUUGGAGAAUAUUGUAUGCUGGCCCAGGAUGACAUUAAUGACGAUUUUGACUGGGUUACCAAAACGGGUGAUACAAAAACGGAAUUAAGUGGCCCGGGCAAUGCUGUUGAAGGAUUUAUAUAUUGGUAUACGGAGGCGUCAUCACCACGAAUAGCUGGCGAAAAAGCUGUAAUGUUCACAAACAUAUCUUUGCCGAGUAUAAAGAGAUGUUUGUAUUUUUCGUAUCACAUGUACGGAUCUGAAAUGGGCACUCUUAACAUAUACUUCGAAGAUGAACAAGGAACUAGGACGACAGUAUUUACUAAGACAGGGAAUCAAGGAAACCAAUGGCACACAGAGGGUAUGGUCAGUCAAGCAACAGAUGGACUAAAGGUAAUAUUUGAAGCUGUGCUGGGAUCAGGGAGUAAGUCUGACAUGGCAUUGGAUGAUGUAUGGCUAAGACCAUGGACUGUUUGUGGAUGCAGAGAUGAUGAAAAUCCCUGUGCAUUUGGAACAUGUGAUAGUGCUUUCAAUAGUAUGACAUAUACAUGCUCAUGUGAUCAAGGAUUUACAGGAACCAAUUGUGAUGUACUAACAGAAUAUGGAAUAAUAGGUUGUAAUGGAGAACCUAAUGAGUAUUGUGUGUUAAAGCAGGAGACACAGACUGAUGACUUUGAUUGGAUAUUUACAAACGAAGGAACUCCUACAUCUAGUACCGGUCCCGAGGCGGCCAAGGUUGGAAGAGUUUUUAUGUUUAUUGAGUCAUCAGGUCAACGAGAUGAUGAUAAAGCUAUAAUGGUCACUAAAAUGUCUUUGCCACGGGUAGACAGAUGUCUUCGUUUUUGGUAUCAUAUGUACGGAAGUACUAUGGGUACCUUAAAUGUAUAUACCGAAAAUUCACAGGGAACACGCAUUCAGAUAUUUACAAUGUCUGGUGAUCAAGGAAACCAAUGGAAUGAAUCAGCCAUCUUCAUUCCAGCAAUGGAUAAUUUGAAGGUAAUUUUUGAAGGAAUUCGUGGCAGCAGCUCUAAAUCUGACAUCGCCUUAGACGACAUAAAGUUAAUACCAGGCACAUGUGGUUCAAAUAUAGAUCAAUGUGUGCCAUCAACCUGUUCAAAUGGCGGACAGUGUUCCAAUAACUACAAUGAUAAUACUUUUACAUGUACAUGUACCUCUGGGUGGGUAGGGGAUACAUGCCAACUACAAGAUGUAACAACCGGAACAACCUUUACCUGUGAAUUUACACCAGGCGAAAAUCAAUGUGUAUUUACUAAUACCCAAACUGGAGAUAAUUUUGACUGGACAUUCACAAAUGUAGCAACACCAAGCUCUAGUACAGGCCCUGAUGUAGCAUAUUCUAGAGAAUACUUCGCUUUCACUGAAGCAUCAUCACCUAGGCAACCGAAUGAUGUGGCAUCACUGACCACUUCAACAUUCAAACUACCAGAUGCACCACUUUGUAUGCAAUACCACUAUCAUAUGUAUAGUGAACCUGGUUCCUUGGUUAUAAAAGCAGGUGAAAGAGGAAACACUGAUAAUCAAAUUGAAAUUUGGACUGGAAACCAAGGUGAACAGUGGCAUCAAAGCAUAGUUCAGAUACCACAAUUAUCAGAUGCAGUAAUUUCAAUAAGAGGUAUUAGAGGACCUACCAGUAAAAGUGACAUUGGUCUUGACUUGAUAACUCUUCAGAAGGGACUUUGUUCAUCUCCAUGUGGCAGCUUUCCUUGUCAAAAUGCUGGAUUAUGUACAGGCAACCAGGACGGUAGUUAUCAGUGUAGUUGUAAAACUGGAUUUGCUGGCUCCGAAUGUCAGUUAAUCGAUAAAAGAUCAGAAACGUCAAUUUCAUGCGAUUUUGAGGACAAUGAAGUUGGUUGUAUAUUUGAAAAUGAUUUAAAUUCAGAUAAUUUUGAUUGGAGAAGGCGAAGUGGUAGAACAUCGAGCAGUGGUACAGGGCCAACAAUUGGGGCAGCUUCUGGAUCAAACUAUAUGUAUACAGAGGCAUCUUCACCUCGGGUAGAAGGCGAUUUCGCAGUUCUGGAAACUCACAACUAUAGACUGAAAGAUUCUGCAUACUGUCUUACAUUAUCCAUCAACAUGAGAGGACAACCAGGUCAACUAGUAAUUUCUGCUAAGGAACGUACUGGUAAUUGGCGUGUUGAGGCGUCAUAUUUAGGACACCAGGGAGAUAACUGGUUCAUUGCCAAUAUCGACAUUUCCCAGAUUUCAGAUCCUGUGAUAGCAAUAACAGGAUUCAUAGGCAGUACUUCCAAAGGAGACAUAGCAGUUGACAAUUUGGUACUGACAGAAGGACAAUGUUAAUUCUUUAUAAGAAGAAAACGACGGACAAACGAAAUGACCCUUAAUUACAUUGCCUUUAAUUAUUAUAAUUCUGUUUAUGUGUAAAUUCUUAUGAUUUAAAAUUCAAUUUCAACAAUGUAUGCCCAUUACCUAAUAAUCAGAACAACAAUUUUAGAAAUCUAAUAAAGCUGCUUCAAUUUA
This is a messenger RNA of Mytilus trossulus (common blue mussel), 3211 nucleotides long. Its product is annotated as MAM and LDL-receptor class A domain-containing protein 1-like. The transcript has 26 exons. The record is from RefSeq and is a predicted model, not a curated record. Lineage: Eukaryota; Metazoa; Mollusca; Bivalvia; Mytilida; Mytilidae. Bases 11 to 3031 code for a protein of 1006 amino acids. Gene Ontology annotation, molecular function: calcium ion binding. Gene Ontology annotation, cellular component: membrane.